AUGGAUUACCAGAACCGUGCUGGUUCCAAAUUCGGUGGAGGUGGUGUCGCAUCAACCUCAGCAACAAAUGCAGACCGACGAGAACGACUGCGCAAGCUCGCCCUCGAAACCAUCGAUUUAGACAAAGACCCAUACUUCUUCAAGAACCAUGUCGGCUCUUUCGAAUGUCGUCUGUGUCUCACAGUCCACCAGAAUGAUGGUUCAUACCUCGCUCACACCCAAGGGCGCAAGCAUCAAACCAACCUCGCGCGUCGCGCUGCCCGUGAACAAAAAGAAGGACGAGCAGGCACAGAUCCCGUCACCGGCUUACCGAUUGGCAUGGUAGGAGCCCAAGUCAACGUCAGAAAGAACAUCAUCAAAAUCGGUCGACCCGGGUACAAAAUCACAAAGAUCAGAGAUCCAGUUACUCGACAACAAGGCCUACUAUUUCAACUACAGUACCCCGAGAUAAACCCCGAGAUCCAGCCCAAGGUUCGAUUCAUGAGCGCGUAUGAGCAGAAGGUCGACGAUCCUCCGGACAAGAACUUUCAGUAUAUGUUGGUGGCGGCAGAACCCUAUGAGACUUGUGGAUUUAAGCUGCAGGCGCGAGAGGUGGAUCGUACGAAUGAUAGGUUCUGGACGUGGUUUGAUACGGACUUGAAGGAGUUUUGGGUACAGGUCAUGUUUAAGACGGAGAGAGAGGAGAGAUAUAGUGGGGUGCCUGGUUUGGCGCCUGUGGGACUCCCAAGGAGAUAA
This is a messenger RNA of Hymenoscyphus albidus, 735 nucleotides long. NCBI's taxonomy places the organism in Eukaryota, Fungi, Ascomycota, Leotiomycetes, Helotiales, Helotiaceae. The record is from the annotation of a GenBank genome assembly.